This is a messenger RNA of Pseudocercospora fijiensis CIRAD86, 1125 nucleotides long. RefSeq lists its product as uncharacterized. The record is from RefSeq and is a predicted model, not a curated record. The transcript is spliced from 11 exons. The coding region runs from base 1 to 1125 and encodes 374 amino acids. Lineage: Eukaryota; Fungi; Ascomycota; Dothideomycetes; Mycosphaerellales; Mycosphaerellaceae.
AUGAUUGGUCGUGGCGGACGACAUGAGGAUGGAUCCGGUAUGGCCCGAGGAUGCCAGGGUAGUUGGGUGAGGACGAAGGUCAUGGUAAAAGGUCAGGCUUGUAUUGCUGUUUUCUGCCACGGCUGGGAUGUACAGAAUUCCUGCAGGCCUCUUAAUCAGAAGUCCAAGAAAGCCCUCUUCAAGUAUUCAAUCACUGCACAUCGAGCUCGUCAAUAUACGAGUGAUCAGGACAACCUCGCCGCACAUGUAGCUGAAAGUGAAGGGAAAAGCUGCCGGCUCUCAAAGCAAAGGCUGAGACCAGCCUACUGUUCAUACCUUGCGCUCUCCGAUGUACUUGACCUCACAUCGAAGGCAGCAGAGACCUAUUCACAGCCCUCACUUGAGCAUGUGCGCCACAACCCUUCAGUGUAUGCUGCAUGUGAUUCAAACCGGUUGCCAGAACCUUCACCAGAACAACAAAAACCUCAACAGCCUCCAACUUCCAACCACCGAGACUGUUCCACCAUGGCCCUCGCCGACAUCUCCCUCCUCCCAAUCCUCAUAACCACAAUUCUCAUCACCAAACUUCUCAUCGCCAACUAUCACCAACCCAUGCGCGAAAUCGACCAAAACAAAACUUUCAGCUUGCUACUCUUCAUGCAUAUCUGUGCAAUUCUCGGCUCAAUAUCCGUGGCCGAAGACGACACGCCGAUUAUUGGUGGCUGGCUAGGAAGUCUUUGGAGUCUGAGAUACGUCCUAGCUUUCUUUGCGGCGUGGUUGAUGGAGUGUGCUUGGAUAAUUGUGGGGUUGAGGGAACGGGAAAGGAUAUUAUUCCCUGCUCUCGCAUUCUGCUUGACUGAGGUUUGUUUUUGGGUCUGGGUUUUGAGGAUUGAUCAGGAUUACCGAGUUGAGGUACAGGUGCUGGGGAAGCGUGACGUGCGGGAUGUUCUUGCGCGGCUUGGUUGGGUUUUCUUGGCUGGUUCUGGUACUCUGGCGGAAAGGGAGAAGGGGAGAAGUUUCGGCGUGUGGCCAGCGAACCAGAAGAGGGUGCCGGGAGACUUGAAGGCAAGGAGCUACAGCUACCCAAGACCGAAGAAGCUGAGACCCAGGAGGUAUGCGCUCACGUAUGACAUUCAUGUCGACUGA